UUAUUUUUACUAACCUAUCCCUGAAAACAGAUACAUGUAAACGAAUAUAAAUGACAACCUGACAAGUUACUAAAUUGUAAACAUCAACAAUGUGGGGACAUAGAUCAUUUAUAUUUAAUUGUCAUCAUUUCUAUUAAUUAUUGUAAACUUCUGAAGUGACGUUUAUAUAUUUCGCGAAUUCAUGAAAUGAUACAUAAAAAGUAAUUGACAAAUCUGUUAUGGAGACGUCUGCUUUAAAUGCUGCACAUGAAAGCGAAAGAAGAGCGGAAGCGUUUUUGCGUGAAGGAAAAUUUGAGGAAGCAGCAAAGUGCCAUGAAAGAGUUGCAAAUCUAUUAACAGAAGCUCAUUCAAAAUUAGAAACUCGACAAUUAGAAUCAAAUUCCUGUAAUUCGGAUAAUCAGGGUUCCAUGUAUAUAAAACCCUCGAUUCAAUCAUUAGCAACACUUGAAUCUCUCGCUCUUCAACGAGAUUAUCAUACUAGACAAGCUAGCAUAGUUAGAAUGAAACAGGCUCGAUAUGAAGAAUAUAAAGCAACAUUAGAAGCUCAAAGGCGAGAUUUGUACAGUAAGCAAGAAAUCAAUAAAAGAUUUGAUGACAAUGUGAAUGGAGUUUUAGAUAAGUGUGAAUGUUCAUUAAAGCAAGCAAUUUAUCGAACUAUAGAUGAACAUGAUAGUCUAUUAAAUGUACUUGAAUUACCAUCAUCACAAUCGGAAAAAGGUCAAGACAGUAAAAAAUACAAGCAUCCAAAGGAUACAGGAACUGUCAUUGAAGAAUUACGAACUGUUAAUACACAGUUGAGAUCAUUGGUCGGCAGUUUACUUAGUCAAUUAGAGGAGAAAGAAGAUCAAGUUCGACAACUUACUGAGCGUUUACAUGAAAUCUCAGUCGACACAAGUGAAGAAAUUCAUGCCGAUGAAUCUCAUUCUUUACGAUUAGCACCACUUCCACCGUUAACGCCACUUGAAAUGCCACGUUUCGAUUUUAAAUAAACUUAAAUGAAUAUAAACGUUAAACAAUUUUUUGUUUCUAAAGAAAUCGUUUAUUUUUCCUUCGUGUCAAUAAUAUUAUUAAUUUAUCAACAAAGAUAAAAGUUUCAUUAAUUACGAGAACCAGUUAAUGUAAUUACAUGUAGUUGGGUAAAUAUUUAUUUUUGUCUUUAAAGUUAAAAUACUUUAAAGAAAAUUUAGUGUUGAUUUUAAAGUUUGUUAAACAAAAUUAUACUCGCUUCGAGUAAAAAUUAAAAUAAAAUUAAUUAUUAUAUAUACAUAUAUAUG
Molecule: messenger RNA, 1274 nt
Organism: Leptopilina boulardi
Lineage: Eukaryota; Metazoa; Arthropoda; Insecta; Hymenoptera; Figitidae
Product: nuclear receptor-binding factor 2-like
Exons: 3
Coding region: 219-989 (256 amino acids)
Biological process (GO): autophagy
Source: RefSeq, a predicted model, not a curated record